Molecule: messenger RNA, 1277 nt
Organism: Parasteatoda tepidariorum (common house spider)
Lineage: Eukaryota; Metazoa; Arthropoda; Arachnida; Araneae; Theridiidae
Source: RefSeq, a predicted model, not a curated record
UUAAGCGAAUUAUGAUUCAAAAGAUAUAGGUAACCGAAAGUUGCUGUAUUAUUUUCAAAACAAAACCUGACGGCAAUUUUGUUUGUGUUUCAAGAACAAUACUCAUGAAAAUAGUAGUUUUACAAUGUUUGCUGUUAUAAAUAUUAUAAAAAAUUAUUGUAAACUUCUAGAAAUUCUUUUACAGAUGUAAAAUUUAUAAAAAAAACUUCGGAAAUAUAACUACGCCUACGUUGUUUUCAUUAUGAACUAAAGAAAAACUACAUUAUUGUAUUAAAAUGAUUAUAAGAUGUGGUUUUUCCAAGCGGAAAAUAAAGUAUAUUGCGUCCAUAACAUUCUUAUUUAUAUUAAUCGUUGUAUCUGUUAUAAAGUUUAAUAAGAAAAUUAUUUCAAAUAUAAAAAACUAUUUAGCUGGAGAUAUAGUAGAUUUUACAUUUGCAAAUAAUGUGACUGGUUAUGAUUAUCCUAUCGUGCCAAACAUUGUUCACUAUGUUAAUUUUGAUACGAAGGAUUUGAAUUUUAUACAAGUUAUAAGUAUCAAAGCGGUAGUAAGAAACAGUGCCCCUGAAAAGAUUUUUAUACACUGCAAUUGUUACUCCCUGUUUGGGAAGUAUUGGGAUAUGGUGAAAAACAUUUCUAUUCUUGAAAUAAAGUACAAAAAUAAACCAACACAUGUAUUUGGCAAGCUUUUAAGUUCAGUAUUUCAUGCAUCAGAUAUCGCUAGACUUCAAAUUUUAAUGACUUACGGAGGAAUAUUUUUAGAUUCAGAUACUUAUGUCAUUAAAUCUUUAAAUUAUUAUAGAAGAUUUGAAAUGGCAUUAGGCUGGCCGCCAGAUCAGAAUCUUGGCACUCAACUUCUGGUUGCUCAUAAAAAUGCUAGAUUUCUGCGUUUAUGGUUCAACUCUUACCGUUAUUACCGGAGGGAACGUUGGUAUUAUAAUGCUGGUGAGCUACCUACUACAUUCAUUCUAGAGCGCAUGCCAUAUCUGGUCCAUAGAGUACUAUAUGAUUUUGGCAUUCAUAAUCUCGUCCAAAUGCUAUAUGGCGUGAGAAGUCGAGAAUGGAAAGACUUUCAUGCCAUACAUUUAUUAGUGAGACACAAAAAUUAUCUUUUGCCCGGUGAUACAGUGACAGAGUUUAAUGAAGAAAAUAUUAAACAUUACAAUAAAACUUUUGGUGAUAUGGCUAGAUUAGUUUUAUAUGGAUCUGAAAAAUUAUUUUAAAUUGUAUGUUAUAUACAUUGAUGUAUUUUUAUAUUUUAUUAAAAUAUUUUUCUAGAA